GUAACUUGAGAGGGAGCAGUGCAUUAUGGGACACCCCCCAGUAUCCCACAAUGCACUGCAGGUGCCCCAGAAAUUUGGGGGGGGUGCCUGGAGCAGUGCAUUUUCGGAAGGGAAAGGGGUGGUCCCCUCAGAUAUGGCGUGAGGAAGAGGUCCCAGUGCAAACCAGUCAGCCCAGCAUGGAUCAGUACAGCAUCCUGGGCAGGAUAGGGGAAGGUGCCCACGGCAUCGUCUUCAAAGCCAAGAACAUAGAGACAGGGGAGACCGUGGCAUUGAAGAAGGUCGCUCUGCGGAGACUGGAGGACGGGAUCCCGAAUCAGGCGCUGCGGGAGAUCAAAGCGCUACAGGAGAUUGAGGAGAAUCAGCAUGUGGUGAAGCUGAAGGCCGUGUUCCCCCACGGCGCAGGCUUCGUGCUGGUGUUCGAGUACAUGCUGUCGGACCUGGCCGAGGUGAUCCGCAACUCCCAGCAGCCCCUGACGCAGGCCCAGGUGAAAGGCUACAUGCUCAUGCUGCUGCAGGGGGUGGCCUUCUGCCACGCCAAUAACAUCAUGCACCGGGAUCUGAAACCAGCCAAUUUACUCAUCAGCUCUACGGGGCAGCUGAAGAUUGCGGAUUUCGGCCUCGCCAGGGUGUUCUCCAGUGACGCAGGCCGGCUCUACAGCCACCAGGUGGCCACCAGGUGGUACCGUGCCCCGGAGCUCCUGUACGGCGCCCGGAAGUAUGACGAAGGGGUGGAUUUGUGGGCUGUGGGCUGCAUUUUUGCUGAGCUGCUGAACAACUCGCCCCUCUUCCCCGGGGAGAACGACAUUGAACAGCUCUGCUGUGUGCUCCGGGUGCUGGGGACCCCGAGCCAGCGCAUCUGGCCGGAGAUCACGGAGCUCCCUGACUACAACAAGAUCUCGUUCAAAGACAACCCGCCCAUCCCGCUGGAGGAGGUGCUGCCCGACGCCCCCCCACAGGCCCUGCAGCUGCUGAAGCACUUUCUGGUCUACCCUUCCCGGGAGCGUGUGAAGGCAGCCCAGGGGCAACGUGGGCAGAGAAACGGGCUCGGAGGAGGAUCCUGGGGGUGGGGGGGACGAGCCGGGCAAGAUCGCACGGACGAUGCGGUGGGGUGAGGAGAGCGGCAGGCCGGCUGGAUGGAGAGGAAAAGCUGGAUCUUGAGGACGUUGGGCGGCAUCCACAAGAUUUCCACGGAGUCUGCACGUAGGAGGGAGGCCCGCGUCGACGGUGACAGGCAAGCUGGGUUGGGUGGCGGGGCAGGCGAGGAGCUACUUGCUGGAUUUUACCUUGGCGAGGUCGAUCCGGGAGUGGAGGCGGGAGUUGGACCCGGGUUUGUGGGAGGGAGAAGGUGCAGAUGGAGAAGAGAACGACCGAGCCCUGGGGAGCCAGGAAAGGAUGGAGGCAGGGAAGCCGAGAUCCCCAGAAAAGGAGCCAGGAGGAGGGUGGAAACUCCUCCUUUCGUGUGAUCCUUUAGUCAUUGUCGAUUCUUUCUGUGUCGUCCUUCAGUGCCCCCUUUGUUCCCCAGCAGAAUCUUUUUCUUUUCUUUUCUUUCUCACGGUUGCGAUCUUAGACCCUUGCAGAGCUCGGUAAGCUGCGGAAUUUCCCCCUAUCAAUAAGGAAAUAAAACAAUCUAGGAACGGCCAAGCAAAAAGCUUAGUAAGUUUUAAAAAAGAAAUGAGGACAUGCCAGAUAGUGGUUCCCGUGGUAAACUUUGAUUUUGAGAUCAGGGUCUUGUCAUGCCGGGCCCUGGCCACACCCCGUCCGCGAUCAGGGCCCCCCCGUCGGGCCGGGCACUGCCCACUCCCCACCCGUGAUCAGCCUCC
Molecule: messenger RNA, 1820 nt
Organism: Mauremys mutica (yellowpond turtle)
Lineage: Eukaryota; Metazoa; Chordata; Testudines; Geoemydidae
Gene: CDK20
Product: cyclin dependent kinase 20
Exons: 9
Coding region: 51-1112 (353 amino acids)
Biological process (GO): protein phosphorylation
Cellular component (GO): nucleus
Molecular function (GO): ATP binding; cyclin-dependent protein serine/threonine kinase activity
Source: RefSeq, a predicted model, not a curated record